CUUCGUUGUAGGUUAACAUUUCAUAUGUUGCUUCUCUCUCCAAAAUAUAGUCUUUUACAUUAAUUUUGUUUGUUGCAAUUAUGAUUCAUCUGAUUUUUCAGUGUUCGAUUUUAAUAAUUAACUUUCCUUUUUUUGUUCGUUUGGUUGCUGAGAAAAUGUUUCAGAGGCAAAAGAUAUUAACAAGGAACUUUUCAAACUGACCCAAUACUUAGUUGGAAUGGGUUCAUCUCUGAACAGAAAUUAUACAAACACAAAUAUCAAAUAUAGUGUUUAAUUGUUUAAAGGCAAGUUGGUGAUCAUGAUGAUGAAGUGUACUAUUUGGACCUACUAUGCACUUCUCAUAGCUUCUUUCCUGGGUUUUCUGUGAAACGUAAAAUUCAUUUGUGUAGCACUUGUGUUUCUUUACAUUUUCUUAUACAUAGAUUUCUGUUUAUUUUAGAUGUUAUUUUCAUUAACUUCUUUUCCCAACAGUACCUAUUUUUUAAUUUGCACCUAUUCUGCUCCAACGUGGGGCUUUGGUCCCAUUGGUUCCAUUCCUCUAUCUCGACCACUUGUUUUCACCAUCUUCUCACACUCAACACCAAAGAUUGGGUACUCUUUUCUUCUGGAUUUUUCAGUCAUUUAUUGCAAUUGCUAUGGGUCUUAAAUGUUCAUGCCUUUAUUUGCUUCUUUGAUCUUUCGCUCCUUUUAAGAGUGUGACUAAGGCCCAAGGGUUGUACUCAUGGUAUUGAUUACUGUUCCUUUCCCUUCUUUGCUGGGACGAUCAGCAGACAACUUUUCAAGAUUCCCCUUCAAGAAUUUAUUGUCUAUAACGACCUCUCACCAUUCUUUUGCAGUAACUGAAGAUCAUUUCUUCUUAUUCGGGCAGAAUAAGCAAAUUAUUUGGAAAUUCGACCGGCUCAAGGACAAAACAGAAGGUGAUAUUCCAUGACUUUCCAGGAGGUGCAGAGAGUUUUGAGUUCAUGACAAAGUUCUGCUACAACAAUGCCAAAAUUGAGAUAAAUCCCUUUAACCUCUCUCUCUUAUACUGCAUUGCACAUUUCAUGGAAAUGGACAAAUCUAUCUCUGGAACGGUCAAUUUAUUUGAACAAACUGAGAAAUCACUAAAAGAGAUCAGGUACUGGACAUGGUCUGAGCUUUUGGUAGCUCUGAAGCAAUGCCAAGAGUUGCUUCCUGUUUCAAAUUCUCUUGGUAUACUACAAAAAUGCUUGGAUUCUCUUGUUGGAAGGCUUGCAUUGUCCAACGAAACAAGUCCAUGUCCAUCUACUUCUUCCCCAGAUAGUUCUGGUUUACGGUUUUCUUGUGACACUAGAAGCACUGAGAGCUUCAAAAACAGUUUCUUUCGAACAACAUGGUGGUUCGAAGACCUUGUAACAUUGCAUCCUGAUCUGAUUGAAAUGGUGAUAAAAUCAUUGGUAUCCCGAAAAUUUGACCAUAGUAUUAUUAGUAGGUUCCUAUUUUAUUACCAAAAGUCAAGAUUUAUUACUGCCACGUCAGAUGAGAAGUGCAAAAUCACUGAGGCCGUCAUUGAUAUGCUCUAUUCUCUGGAUCAAGCCACCGUUUCUUACAAGAAUUUAUUUGGGAUUCUUCGAGUUGCUCUGACUUUAAAUAUUAGAAAAUGCUGCAGGAACAACUUAGAGAGUAUGAUUGGUUCACAGAUGGAUCAAGCAACACUAGACAAUCUGCUUGUUCCAUCUCCAAUCAGGACUAAUUAUCUGUAUGACGUGAAUCUUGUCCUGAGGCUUUUAAGAUCAUUUCUUGACAGAGGGAUAUGUCCUGUACCAUUGGUUCGGUCGAAGAAAGUGGCUAGCUUAAUGGACUUGUAUAUAGCAGAAGUAGCCCCUGAUCCUAAUUUGAAACCCUCAAAGUUCUUGGCUUUGAUUAGCGUGCUGCCAGAUUCUGCCAGAGAUACUUAUGAUGGAAUCUACCAUGCCAUGGACAUGUAUUUAGAGGUUCAUUCUGGAUUAUCUGAAGAAGAAAAGAUGAACAUCUGUUGUGGACUGAACUAUAAAAAGCUCUCAUCAGAAGUUUGCAGCCACCUUGCUCGGAACACAAAAUUCCCAUCAAAAUCUGCUGUCCAAGCUCUCGUCUCUCAGCAGAGUGUGCUCAAAAGCUUGCUCCAAGAAACCAACCAACCAAAUCCCUUUAUCGAUUCACCAUGUAGUUUUGUGGAAAUCGAUAGCACGGGAAAUGAAAAAGCUUGUGAACAAAUUGUACUCUACGCAGGAAAGCUUGAUCUUUCAUCUGAGAAUGAGAAUCUCCGAGCACAUCUGCAAGGUAUGCAAUGGAGGGUGCAGGAAUUGGAGAAAGUCUGUCGAAAAAUGCAAGCCCGAAUGACAAAGAUUAUGAAAUCAAGAUUAUCAAGUCAUAGUAAUGCCAGAUCCUUACCCAGACUGUGUUCAUAAUAUAUAAUUGCAAAUUAAUUUUUCCUAAAUCAUUUUCCUGUACAUGCAUGUAGAUGGCAUGAGAAAUGGGCUAUAUAUUUUGUGAUUGUAAA
This is a messenger RNA of Cornus florida, 2497 nucleotides long. Its product is annotated as BTB/POZ domain-containing protein At3g22104. Gene Ontology annotation, molecular function: protein binding. The transcript is spliced from 3 exons. Lineage: Eukaryota; Viridiplantae; Streptophyta; Magnoliopsida; Cornales; Cornaceae. The record is from RefSeq and is a predicted model, not a curated record. The coding region runs from base 963 to 2405 and encodes 480 amino acids.